Trichobilharzia regenti is the source of this 4420-nucleotide messenger RNA. Lineage: Eukaryota; Metazoa; Platyhelminthes; Trematoda; Strigeidida; Schistosomatidae. The record is from the annotation of a GenBank genome assembly.
AUUGAAAACGAAAGUUAUUAUAACGAUAAUAACAAUAAUUAUCAUUAUUACUAUUAUUACAAUUAUGUUAGCUAUUUAAAUAUUUGACUAAUUAUUAUUUGAUUGUAAAACGCUAUCCAUUGUGAAUAUGUUGAAUAAUUCAAUGGAUUAUGAAAGUAUUCAAGAUGUUUCACGCUAUUCACCGGAAUAUUUAUCAAGCUGGAAACAUGAAAUUGGAAAGCAUACAACCACUAGUAUUACCACCUCUACAACUUCUACUACUACUAAUAAUAAUAACAGUAGUAUUGUCAAUACUGAAGAUAAUGAAAGCAUGAUGACAACAAAAACUACAGGACAAUUACAUUUUUCUAUUGAUGCAUUAUUAGACGAUGAUGUCGACGUCAAUGAGGAUAACGGGGAUGAGGAUGAGGAUAAUGAUGAGGAUGUUAUCCAUGAUGCUAAUGAAGAUGAUCAUAGUAGUAGUAUUGACUAUUAUCAGAAUGAUAUCUGUCCACCAAACAAUCAUCAUUAUGCCUUUAAUUCAAAUAAAGAUAAUUCAGAGUUAAAAGUGAUUGACUACAACUCAGAAUGCGACAAUGAAAAUAUUCUACAUAAGGAAGAUGAUGAUAUGAACAAGAAACAAAUUCAUUUCAAGCAUAAACCCAAUGGGAAUACCUCUACAAAAACUGAUAACAAUGUCUGUAAUGAACAAAAACACGCUGGUAAAGUUAAAAAACAUUAUGAUCGUCAUAAGACUGGAGAAUCAACAAAUGCAUAUUCGACAACUGAUAUAUCUGCAUUGAUUUAUCCUAAUAAAGAUUACAAUCAUAAGAGUCAUUCUAUUAAAAGUCAUAAUACCACUUCUACGACUGCUACUCCUAAUAAUAAUAAUAAUAAUAAUAAUAAUAGCAACAAUGAAUUGAGUCAUAAUCACAAUUCUUAUUUUAAACAACAUGAAUUUUAUAAUCCAUUUCAUGAAUCAGCGUAUAAUGAUUAUUUAACUUUUGGAAAUGGAGGAUUAGGCUAUCGACCUGUUCCACCGAAAUGUACCCUUCGAAAGCAUAAACCAAAUCGUCGUCCAAGAACACCAUUUACAACACAACAAUUAUUAGCAUUGGAAAGAAAAUUUCGUCAAAAACAAUAUUUAUCUAUAGCUGAACGUGCAGAAUUUUCAAAUAAACUUACAUUAACUGAAACACAAGUGAAAAUAUGGUUUCAAAAUCGUCGAGCGAAAGCUAAACGCUUACAAGAGGUUGAAACAGGCAAAUAUCAGUUAUCACCAAAUGAAAAUUUAGAAACCGCUUUAAUUGUAGCCAUGUCAACAGCUAAUCAAGCAUCACAAUUAAUAAGCAACAACAAUAAAGACAAUAUUCUACCGCAUGACUUAUUGACACAUGAAAUAAAAUCAUGUCAUUCUGACACAGUAUCGCCUUCUUCACCAGGCACAACAAUUCUUCCAUCGAAUCCAUGUAAAACUUUUUCAUUUCCACCUAUCCCUCCUCCACUGCCGCCACCACCACCACCGUCUCUUGCUGGAGUUACACCAUCGUCAGAGUCACCUUCUUCUGCGCCAUCCUGUUAUAUGUGUUCCAGUAGAUCUCCAAAUCCUCAAUGUUUACAUAGACCAGUAAAACUGCCUACAAAUACUAAUCUACCGUCUUUUUCUAAUAUUCCUACCACCACUAAUUCUAGUUCUACACCUUCACCAUCUACGCGGGCAUAUUUAUCUCCUAACCUUUCACAUGAUUAUCCUUCUCAUUACAAUAAUAAUAAUAAAAUAUAUAUGAAUUAUGAGGAACAAAAUUUAGUGAAUACAAGUAAAAUAAAAUCCUCAUCAUCUUCAUUGUUAUCACUGAAACGGUUAUCAUCAGAGAGUUAUCAAGGUCAACCGCUUCAUUACCCAAUGGAUUCACAAAAUACUACUCAUAUAGAUGUCAACUGCAUGACUACUUUGUCGAAUCCUGUAUCAUCUAUGGUUUCUUUCAUCAACAGUACUGGUAAUACUAAUAAUAAUAGUUCUUCGACUGAAACUAUUACCGAUAUCACCAAUACUACUACUAAUAAUAAUAAGAAUAAGAAUAUGAAUGGUGUAACGCAUAAGACAACAAGACAUACAAUCUCUUACUUUUCAAAUGGUCAAAGAGUUGAUAAUGAUGAUUAUGAAUGUGGUGUCAUGAAUAAAAAUGAAAUCAAUAACAGUAUUAAUAGUAAUCCAGAAUUAUCGCAUAUUAAUAGUAACAAUACUAAUAUUGACAUGAAGUAUGAUUCAAUUACAAACUUUCACUCCUUACUUAAUAAUUUACAUUGUAAUUCAGAAGGAAAAGAUAAUCUCAAAACAAUUGAAACAUUGAUUGAUCCGUUGUCAUGGUUAUAUGCAGCUAGUCAUUAUUAUCAUCAACAAUACAAUAAUCAGAAUAAACAAAUAGGCAAUAAUUCUUCAAGUGAUGAGCUAAAUAGUAAUAUUUCGAAUAUAGAUAACUCCCAACAGUUGUCUGAAACAGUAAUGAAUACUGACCGUCCAAAUGUUGACACUAUAUUGGAUUAUAUUUCAAGAAUUCAAAAUCCUAGUCAUUUGCUACCUAUGUCACCGUCACCGUCAACUUCAACAGUCUCCUCCUCCUCUAUUAUCUCGUCUUUAUCUUCAGUAUUGAAUUCGUCUACAUCAUCAGUAAAUACAGAAAAGUUAACACAGGAUCUUUUCAAUAUACUUGACUAUUGUACAAAUAAUUCGACCAGUCAACAUCAUUCAAUGCCAACGCUACCAACAAAUUUAUCUCAAUUGCAUAAUUCAUCAUCGAUAUUACCAAAUUUAAAUGAUUUUAAUUCUAUAUUUUUAAAACAACUCUCCGAUAAUCUAUUCAAUCAAACAAUGAAUUUAUCAAAUUCAAUAUUAAAUUCAUCUUAUUUUUCUAAGCUUAUUCCAUCUUCAUUUCAGUUGCCAACAUUUAUGAUGAAUACAACGUUGGGCGGUAAUAUCAAUUCAGUCCCACAAUCAUUGAUGAAUCUGUCAACGUCACCAUCAACAUCAUCACCAUCAACAUAUGAUUCUAAGGUAUUCAAUACGCCUACAGAUUGUAUCAGUAAUACUCUAUCAUCCUCCUCCUCCUCUUCAAUAGAAUUAACAAAUAGUGUGAAUGAAAUUCAAAUCUCUCCUGUUGAACAACGUUUUGACGACAACCACCACCACCACCACCACAACAACAAAAGCAAUGACAACAGCAACAAUGCUACUCAUCGUACUAAUUAUAAUUUCAGCCUAAUGAAUAGUAAUCAUAAUAGUUUUAAUACGGAUACAUUGACUUCAUCGAGAAAUUCUGAAACCACUGGGGUUACUGAUAAUUUAUUGGCUUCUGUUUAAGAUCCAUUCAGAAGUGAAUACAGCUUAUAUGUGUCGAUAAAAAUGUAUACACGUAUGUGGAAAACUCUGUACAUAGAUGAUCCACUCUUGAGUGAAGGAGGAUCUCUUCAUUAUAGGCGCAUAUUUUUUUAUCUUUUCCCGCCCUUUCAUUUAUCGUUGGCAUGGAAAGCGAUAAGUGAAAACAAAAAAAAAGGAUUCAUUUUCAAACAAACUUUUUAUUUGUUUAUUUUUCUUGUUUAUGAAUGGAUAAAUGAUAAGAAUAUAUCUCUAGACGAGCCUGAUUUGAUUUACAGUAAGCAUUUUUUGAAGUAUUACAAGAUAAGAUGGUGAGAGAGACAUAGAAGAAGGGAAUGGAUAUAUGUAGGUUAUUUCAUUGAUAAGAUCAUUGCAACUGGUCCCUAAAAGGUGAACAAUGAAAUUUUGUUCUUUGCAAUGUCAUUUCCUCUCAUUGUUCCUUAACUUAAAACUCGCCUUAUCAUUAAUCCUAUUGUCAAAUAUUUUCUCUGCACAAGUACCAGUAGUCUUCACCUACUAUUCAACUGUCAUUACUAUUAGUAGUAGUAGUAGUAGUAGUAGUAAGCAGUCAGUGAUCGUUUGUUGCAUCGCCCUGUCUGUCCCACUCUCUGUUUCCUCACAAUAAACUGAGCAUAUGUCAUCUCACCAACCCCCACCGUCCUCAUCCCCUCAUUUAGUAUAAUUGCGCAUACAUAAUUAAAUAUCUUUAACACUUCUGGAUAAAUGCAUAGCGUAUUAAUUUUCUUCAACUUUUUUUUUGAAUACUAAAUUGUACAAAUAAUACUACAUGUUUGUGCUCAAAGCGAUUGCGUGUAAUGACUUCUUACCCCUGCAUUUUCAUUCCUAAUAAUUCACAAAACAAAAGAAAAAAAUCCAUAAAAUUUUAUUGUGCGAAAGUGUAAUUAUUAUUAUUGCUGUUAUUAGUAGUAUUAUUAUUAUUUAAAACUGGGUUCUGUCUUGUGAGUUUUAUUUCAUUCAUUCAUUCCUGAUUGGAAAUAUCUGUGUUUUCCUUAAUCAUCAAAUGUAAAUAUUAUUAUUAUUAUUAUGAUUACCAGAGGUAUAAAGAAU